UUUCAUGUGGGGAAUUCAGAAUUAUGCCUCUGCCAACCCAAAUAUAUACAUCAAGUCUUAUGCGUGACCACCCAUAGUAAAAUAAUUGCAUGUGCCGUCUGAGCAUAUGCUAAAAGCGACAAGUCCAACAGAUUAUUCGAUUCUUGAAAUCUGUAGCCCUUAUGUUUGUAUCUAAUUAUUUGCCAUUGUGCACGUCCGCCGCACGGGGUAAUAUUAGGAUAUUUUCAAAAAAUCUUCUAUUACAAUGUUUACUACUUCAAACGCAAAUUCAAAUCAAAUGGUAAAAAACGAGCCACAUUUCAUUUUUAGUCAGUCGUAAAAAAGUUGGAUUAGGCUGAACCAUACGACUAUUAUUAGUUGCAUAUACCAUAUAGCGAUGAUAAUAACGUAAACUGGCGAUGAUUUGCAAAACAAAUCUGCUUUUCUUGGCAUUCAGUUUUAUACUUUUUCCUUGUGAUUUAUGCUUCUGGAGAAAUUUUAAGUUUAAGGUUGUCUUUGAUGAGUAGUUUAUUUAAUGACUCUAAUUUUUUAACACUUAAGUGAUUGAACAACAUAAAUAAAUGAUGAGCGCACAGACAAAUAUUAUGCAGAAUGGAUUUCUCAUCACUCGACAAGUGUGGAAGUAAGUGGCUGAAGCUGAAAAUGAAGUACAGGCGGUCUUUAACUUGAGCAUACAAUAUACAUAUUAUUACAUACACCCAUCUAGAAGAAUCAGAGAGAGAGCGAGAGAAUUGAUUUACCGAACUAUCCGUUGCAAUGCUAAAUUUAAUUUACAUCUUCAAGUAUUAUUAUUUGUGCUAAAAUCCAGCAAUAUGAGUACUAUACACACCAUUGGAUAUUUCUCACCAUCUUCGUCGUUUACGAACUCUAAGAAGUCUUGAUAGUACGGUGAUACAGAGUCUAAAAAAUCUUGAUUUUUAUUGUAAGCCAUCUUAUUCAGCCGUCGUCGUGCUCAUUUAUGCAUACGGAUUGAUUGAAAAAUUCAAUUUGGUAGCAAAUCCUGAAGGUUGAAGGUAUAUAGUUAAGUAAAUUGGCGAAAUUUGGCGGCUGAAUGAAAUAAAUUCACUAGUGUCAGCAAUGUACAUAUUUCAUGUUCAUGUCUCUUAAAACCUGGAGUAGGUAGCUUUAGCGCGUGAAAGCUUUCUGUAACCAACUAUGUGCAACCGAAAGAUCAUGUCAUGGGAUGUUUCAAUUUAUUCUCAUGACAAGGCUUGAGAUGUCGGCUUGUCGGAUUUUCACUUUUUGGUUGAAAAAAUUUAUUGUUCAUUUUUCGUAGAUUUUUAAGCGCUAUCAAUUUUCACUUUUUGGUUGUAUCUCCAUUUCUUUGUGUUUAUCAGUUUCAUUGUGAGUGUUGAAUUUAACGAUAUCACAUGUCCAAAAGUUGCAAGGCAGACAUACAUAAAACUUCAAAAUUUGUUCAGCAUUAUGAAUUUCACAUUGAAUGUGUCUGUCCCAGUUACGCUUAUCGUCCGUACUAUAUAAACAUUUAGUACAGCUGAAGCUUGCGUUACAAUUAAACGCUGCUUUUCUCUUUGUGCAAAUUUCUCUAUGUGCCAUAUACUGCCGAUUAAUUGGACUGAAAGCCGGGCAAUCAGGACAAUACUGCAUGUGGGUUUCAAUAGAACCUUUGCAUCUUUCAGUAUGCCGGGUUAGCGUUGACUUCCAAUUGCUUCGGAAACCACAUUGGUUUUCACAUUUAUACGGUUUUUCAUUCGUGUGAAUCAUAAUAUGUCUGGCUGUUUUUGCAGGGUUUGAAUUUUUUAGAUCUUUUUUGCAAUACGGACAACUUGGAAUGCUUGGAUUGGUCAAAUCAGGAAGGUCACAUUCAAUUUUUGAGGCUCGUUCUAUGCUUUGAUGUUCAUCUGAUGAACAACGAACGACACAUUUCAAAUUGAUAUGGUCGCUAAGAUGUAAAAUUGCAUUGUCAUAAGUGGGUUCGACCAUGAAAUUGAACUUCCUCAUAGAUUGAGAGACUAUGAUAUAAUCCAAUCUGGAUUUAUAAAUCUUGCUGGAGCCAUGCGCAAAUCUUGUAAAAAUUUGUGUUGGCCAUAGCUUGCUGCAAACAUUUCCAAAUUGGAAUUCUGUGAAUUUGUUUAUGCAUUUUUCAUAAUAUAAACAUCGUGGAUCUGAAGAUUUCAUCGCUGGAAUUAUGUCAGUGUUCAACUUCAUCAUGUUGAAGUCUCCGACCCAAACAGAACUUAUGUGUUUCAGUUUGUCGCAUAAUUGGCCGAUUGUUGUCACCCAAUUUUCCCGUUCGAUAUCUCUUAAACUGUCAUUAUUAUGAUGACAUGGGAGAUAAACAUUAACAAAAUAAAUUGGGUUGUUUUCAUUUACUGGAUGCUUUACAUUAAUCAUCAUUAUCCUUUCCAUAUUUUGCGUGGGGAUGUGGGGAAAGCUUUCACUCAUACGCGUAUACUUUACUUUAAGACCCCUUCUGUAGAAAACGCAAACUCCAUAAUUCAUGUAAUCUGAAUAUUUAGCCUUUAAUGAACUGUGGAAUUUAGCGUUGAACCCAUAGGUUAGAACCAGUUCAUGAACUUUUUUCUCGUCGGAUGGAUUCAAUUUCGUCUCUUGUAUGAAAAUUAAAUCACUUCCUGCCCAAAUGGGCAUCAUGCAUCUAAUCUUCACCUCAUCAAUUCCAUUAGCAUUCCAACAAUGAUAAUGAAGGACAGAAUCAUUGACUGUCAAUUUUCUUAUUUUAGGUAAUGACAUUUUGAGGAAACAAAUUCCUUCAUUAAUAACCGCACUAAGCAGCAAUUUAUGUGACCGCACUAAGCAGUAAUUUAUAUAACUGCACAAACAGCAGUUGAUUUUGUGACAAACCGCACUCAGCAGUUUUAUUUAUUAUUAAUUUACUUAAAUAAUAUUCACUAAUUCUAAGACUAUUAUUUAAUUAAGUAUUAUUUUAAAUAUAAACUAACCUAAAAUAAAACUAAACUAACUCUACGAUUUGACGUCGGAACACACGACUCCGUAAAUUUUCCUGUGAAUAAAAACCAAAUUUAUAUAAAAUUAUGCUUUUUUAACCAAGUUUAAAUUGCUCCCAACUCACCUUAACCGAAAUCAACGUCGACUAAACUAAUAAAGCUCUGCUCUGUUCUGUAAAGAGAUGAAUCGCUGCAACCUCGAUAAAAAAAGAUUAUUAUUUAUCUUUACUCACCUUAUCCCGAACCGGCGACGAACAACAAAAACGACGAAAACAAGAAAAAAUCCGGUCUACGCCGCUCUGCUAUGAUAUGAGUUGAUGGAAUGAGAAUCACAAUUACAAAUUAAUCUUUGCUAACCUAGCUUUAAAUGUAUAAUUAAAUAAAUUGAUAAUUACUCACGUUAUCCUCCAACGGCGACCAACAACAAAGACGACGGACAAACCAACUUAGAAUCCAAAGUAUGCCGCUCUGUGAUGAGUUGUGAUGAGUUGUGAUGAGACGGAAUUUUGGAACCUAACUCAUCACAGAGCGGCAUACUUUGGAUUCUUAGUUGGUUUGUCCGUCGUCUUUGUUGUUGGUCGCCGUUGGAGGAUAACAAUGAGUGGAAUCCAGCUACCCAUUGCUCUUCUUCCAGGUCAAGGAUAUACCUUGACCGUUGAGUCGGUUGGAUGGGACAGUGGAAGAGGAGCAGGUGGUGGUAGAAGAGGUGGGGGUGGACGAGGAAAUGGGGGUGGGCGACGAGGUUGGGGUAGGCGACAAGGUUGGGGUGGGCGACAAGGUAGGCGUGGACGAGGAAAUGGGGUCGGAAUUGAAAAGCGAAAUUGUUACAAUUGCGGUAGGAAGGGGCAUUUGGCCAGUAAAUGCACAUUUCCCAACAAAGUUCGUGUUCCCGGUUCGUCCGGUGGUGGUGCUCCAGCUGUUGGGUCAUCAAACAGUACCCACUGUUCAGUUGACUCUUCCACUUCCGUUUCUUCUGUUGCAGAACAAUUCAAGGCCAUGGUCAUGGCAACAUCUGUUCCUUCUCCUGAGUCCGUAGCAGCAAUCAGGUCCGCAUAUGAAGAUGAACUGCUUCAAGAUGAGGAUGAUGAUGAAAUGGAGUUUGUCUUCUGCGCCUAACGUAGGGACAAUCCCGUCGUUAUUAGUGAAACGAUCAACAAAAUCUAGGUUAAAUCUCAUCAUCAUCUUUCGUCGGUUAAUCUUACCUUCUGUAUAAAAACAAACUUUUAGUGCGCUCAUGAAAUCAAAUUCCUAUUAUAUUAUAAUAACCAGUAUGUCCACUAACGGGAGAAAUGUGUCCUCCUGUUUUCGUUGUGUUACGUUCUUACUGCCGUCAUGUAUAUGUUGUAUUAAUCAAUAUUUCUUACAAAUAUUCCAUAUGCGUUAUUUAAGAGAGAUAAUAUUCUGUCGACGUCAUAUGUCGUUGAGUACGUAGAACCCUAUCGUAUCGUAUUAUCACCUCCUCCAUGAAGAACUAUUUCUUCGCACUAUGUAAUUGACUAAGGUGAAAAGUCUCACGGUAUAUAUGCAAUAAAUUUUAAAAUUUGCUAAA
This is a messenger RNA of Folsomia candida, 4476 nucleotides long. RefSeq names its product glycine-rich protein 2-like. The coding region runs from base 3411 to 4043 and encodes 210 amino acids. Gene Ontology annotation, molecular function: nucleic acid binding; zinc ion binding. The record is from RefSeq and is a predicted model, not a curated record. The transcript is spliced from 6 exons. NCBI's taxonomy places the organism in Eukaryota, Metazoa, Arthropoda, Collembola, Entomobryomorpha, Isotomidae.